GUGGUCGGUUUAACAGUAAAUUAUAAAAUGUAAAUAAACAUGGCGUGUGAAUCUGACGAAUUCGAGACAAAUAUUCAUAAUUUACGAACUGCUGUACGAAAAUCUUUCGCCCGUAUCUAUGCCAGUUUAAAAGCCAGAGAACUUAAGACACUGCGGCAACUCGAUGCUAUCCGUAAACAAUGCCAAGAUGACAAAGACUUAAAAAGGAAUUGUGCUAAGAAUAUAGAUAUAAUAUACGAUAAUGAGUCCGUGCUUUUAGAAAAUAUAAGUAACUACGGCAGUAUUGAUUUUGAAAAGCUUAAUUUUGAUAGUUCUACAUUUACACUGGAAGAUUACGUUAGUCCUAAUGAUGAUCACAUGUAUUCAUACAAAACUAUCGAAGACGUGACAAAAGAGGAGGAUAAUGAGAACUUGGAAGCGAUAGAAGAGGCUGCUAUAAAAGAAGUAAUUUCUACGGAUAAUUGUGUGUGUUUUGUAACAGUUCAUACAGAGGAUGUAUCAAAGAAGUUCAGAAAUUUGGACACUGAUGUCAUGCCAAUAAAUGUUAUCACUAAAGAAAAUAAUCAUAUAUGUGAAAAUAAUGAGAGUGAUUGUCCUGAAAUAAUUGAAGAUGAUAAAAGUGAAUCAGAUUCAGAAAUCAAGAAAAUAAAUCCUACAGAUGAUUGGUUAAAUUCCAUUAAAAGUCAAACAGAAACAGAGCCAUCACAAGUCACAGAUGUCAUGGAACACAGUACUAUAACAUGCACAUAAUGCAAGCUAGUAUAAGGUAAAUUUACAUAAUUUUAGUUAUAUAAGAUAG
This is a messenger RNA of Papilio machaon (common yellow swallowtail), 799 nucleotides long. RefSeq lists its product as uncharacterized. The record is from RefSeq and is a predicted model, not a curated record. Bases 40 to 750 code for a protein of 236 amino acids. NCBI's taxonomy places the organism in Eukaryota, Metazoa, Arthropoda, Insecta, Lepidoptera, Papilionidae. The transcript is spliced from 2 exons.